Molecule: messenger RNA, 539 nt
Organism: Meloidogyne enterolobii
Lineage: Eukaryota; Metazoa; Nematoda; Chromadorea; Rhabditida; Meloidogynidae
Source: the annotation of a GenBank genome assembly
AUGUUUAUUGCAUAUACAAGGAUUAGAGAUAAUUUGCAUCAUUGGUCAGAUAUUUUUGUUGGGAUGGCAACAGGGUCAAGUGUUGCUACUUUUGUGGGUUUAACUAUAGUUGGAUUUAAAUUAAAUACCCAUACUUUUGAAGAAUCAAUUUCAUUAAAAGAAGGAAGAAGAAAUGUUCCGUCUGGAUAGGUUUAUUAGUAAAUCUCUUUUAAAUUCCUUUAAGCUAAUAAGCAGUUACAGUCGAACCUCUCUAUAAGAUACCCCAAUAUUAGAAAACCUCUAUUUAAGAGACGCUAUUUAAUAUUUGGCUGGCCAUUGGGUCGGAGGAAGCUGCCUAAAUAUAAUACCUUCUAUUUAAGGAACACCUCAUUAUAAAAGACUUUUUUGAGAGUACCUUUUUAAGUGGGGAUGGUUUGGUUGAGAAAAAGAAGGUUGAGCCGGGUUUUGAAAAAUUUUCUACGGAUCAGGGUGUAUCAUGUCGUAAGGUUUAUCUGUUCUGCUUAUAUUUAAUAUUUAUUUUUCUAACUUUUUUUUUAUUU